Molecule: messenger RNA, 1596 nt
Organism: Haliaeetus leucocephalus (bald eagle)
Lineage: Eukaryota; Metazoa; Chordata; Aves; Accipitriformes; Accipitridae
Gene: ANKRD34C
Product: ankyrin repeat domain 34C
Exons: 1
Coding region: 1-1596 (531 amino acids)
Molecular function (GO): protein binding
Source: RefSeq, a predicted model, not a curated record
AUGGAUGAGGUGACGGAGCUGGAGAUGGGGGGGAACUCCCUCCUAAAGGCAGUGUGGCUCGGCCGGCUGCGGCUGACCCGGCUACUGCUAGAAGGGGGGGCUUACAUCAAUGAGAGCAACGAGAAAGGGGAGACCGCCCUGAUGGUGGCCUGCAUCACCAAGCAUGUCGACCAGCAGAGCAUUAACAAGGCCAAGAUGGUGAAGUACCUGCUGGACAACAGAGCUGACCCCAACAUCCAGGACAAGUCUGGGAAAACAGCCCUCAUGCAUGCCUGCAUCCGUGGCGCCGGGGGGGAUGUGGUGUCCCUGCUGCUGGAGAAUGGGGCAGACCCCAGCCUGGAGGACCACUCAGGAGCAUCAGCUCUGGUCCACGCCAUCAAUGCCGAUGACAAGGAUGUGCUGCAGCACCUCCUGAACGCCUGCAAAGCCAAAGGGAAGGAGGUGAUCAUUAUCACUAUGGACAAGUCGGCCUCUGGCACCAAGACUGCCAAGCAAUACCUGAACGUUCCCCCCUCACUGGAGUUCAAGGAGAAGGCCCCCCCUGAGGCAUGCACAGCACCCUCCAGCACCCACUUGAAAACUCCUGGCUCGGCACCUUCCCCUGCUGAGAAGGAGAGCGGCAUCUUCAGCCCACACCCAUCGCACCCUGGAGACAGCCCCUCUGCCAGGUCUGCCGACGAGCCACCCUCCCCGGGCCAGAGAGCCGGCACAGCCAGGAGAGCCCAUCUGCCCCAGCUGAAACGGCUACGGUCAGAGCCAUGGGGUCUGGUCGCACCCUCAGUGCUGGCGGCCUCCACACACCGUGACGACACGCGGGUCUGCGCAGACGACGAGGUGAUCAUGGGCAUCGGCGACCUCUCGCUCUCCAAAAAGGCUCCUCUUGCCUGGAGUGGCAGCAGCAAGAGCAAGGACCCCUCUCUCUUCCCCCCGGUAGACGAGCAGGCUCUGAGGACACCACCAGCCCCUGGGCCACUGGCGAGGAAAGCAGCCUACGAGAAGAGCCAGGCUGCCCACCAGCGCCUGCCCCGAAGAGGCACAGUCCCCGAAGAGCCGGAGAGUGUUGGCUCCACUGUCGCCGGCUCGGCCACGGCAAUGGACACGCUGCACUGGCGGAGGCUGAGUGCCGAGCACUACGACUGCGAUCCCCAGGUCUCCAGUGUCCCCGGCCUGACCGAGGCGGGGAAGGUGCCAUCAGAGAGGAGGAAGCUCAGCGGUUCCCACCUGGCCUUGCUGGAUGGCUCACGGGAGUCCCUGGACAGCAUGGCCGGCACAUCGCCUGCGACCAUCCGGCACCGACCGCCCGGCUUGCUGGAGAGGCGAGGGUCCGGGACCCUGCUGCUGGACCACAUCUCCCACACGAGGCCGGGAUAUCUGCCCCCCCUGAAUGUGAACCCCAACCCCCCGAUCCCCGACAUCGGCUCCAACAGCAAAGCCUCCUCUCCGCUUGCUGCCUGCUUUAAGUCCCUGGUACCCAUCGCUCCCAGCUCACCCAGACGGGGCGACUUGAGAGCCAAAAGGAAGCUUCUCCGGAGGCACUCCAUGCAAGCGGAGCAGAUGCGGCAGCUCUCUGAUUUUGAGGAAAUAGUGGCCCAGUAA